Molecule: messenger RNA, 584 nt
Organism: Talaromyces stipitatus ATCC 10500
Lineage: Eukaryota; Fungi; Ascomycota; Eurotiomycetes; Eurotiales; Trichocomaceae
Exons: 2
Coding region: 126-476 (116 amino acids)
Cellular component (GO): NatC complex
Source: RefSeq, a predicted model, not a curated record
CCGUGGGGAGCCCGCCGGAUAAUUAUUACCACUUCUUAACCAUUUCUCCUCCAACACCACCCCUUCAAACUUCAUUAUAAGCGAUUGGCGACCACCCGAACUACAUAUACGACAUACUAGCUAACAUGGACAACUCAGUCCAUAUCAAUUAUCUUCAGUCCCUUUUAGGACGCAAUUUGCGCAUCCACACAACCGAUACUCGCAUGUUUGUGGGCAUCUUCAAAUGCACCGACAUGGAUCGCAACGUCAUCCUCGCAAACACAUUCGAAUAUCGUCUUCCAAGCCAGACCGCCGUCCAGGCCGCCGCCGCGGCAGAAACCGUGUCUACACCCGACGCAACAGGCAAGUUCAAAAUGGACAUGACCAGUCGCUUUAUUGGAUUGGUUGUUGUGCCGGGUCAGUAUAUUACCAAGAUUGAGUUGGAGGAGAAUCCUUAUCAGAUUCGAGCCCAGCCGACGGUGCCAGUGAUGCACUGAAUGGUUAUUACGGGGAUAAUGACGGGGAAAGGCGCUGAUACUGGCGAUGGCCUGUCCAAUGGCAAUGUGUCAGAGUGCUGAUUGUGCGCAUCGAUAAUCUCGAGAAGC